CGUCCUCCUCCGGACUGGUUGAAACCGACGGGAAGCGGCUGAGGUUCAGCUGCGGAGCCUCAGGGAGAAACUCAGCCUGCGCACCGAGAGUUCACCACAAACCCAGCGACACACGUUUUACCCCGGUAUGUCUGCAGUCUGCGUGCUGAGGACUCGCUGCUUCCUCCGGCAGGUCUUCCCCGGUCUUCGCGCCGCCAUGCACAGACAAUACAGCCUGAAUGUCGCCGCUCCGCUGCUACGGACGCAGGGCUAUGUGGACGGCCGCUGGGUCUCCGCAGCCGCGGUGUUUCCCGUCCUGGACCCGGCCACCGGGCAGGAGAUAGCCCGGGUUACGGACUGUGGCCCGGCUGAGGCCAAGCAGGCUGUGGACGCUGCGUACAAGGCGUUUCACUCCUGGAAGCAGUACACAGCUAAGGAGAGGAGCAUCCUGCUGAGGAAGUGGUUCGACCUGCUCACUCUGCACAAAGAAGACCUGGCUAAACUGAUCACGUUCGAAUGUGGGAAACCCUUGCGGGAGUCCCUCGGGGAGAUCGCGUACUCGGCCUCCUUCCUGGAGUGGUUUUCAGAGGAGGCUCGGAGAGUUUACGGCGACAUCGUCCCUUCACCCGCCAGGGACAGAAAGAUCCUCCUCCUCAAACAGCCGGUGGGGGUCACCUCCAUCAUCACACCGUGGAACUUCCCCAGCGCCAUGAUCACCAGGAAGGUGGGAGCUGCUCUGGCCGCCGGCUGCACGGUGGUGGUGAAACCGGCGGAGGACACGCCGCUGUCGGCGCUCGCUCUGGCUGAGCUGGCAGAGCAGGCGGGGAUCCCGGCAGGGGUCUUUAACGUGGUCCCUUGCUCCAGAGAGAAGACUCCGUCGGUCGGGAAGGUCCUCUGCACCGACCCCCUGGUGGCAAAAAUCUCCUUCACCGGCUCCACCGCCACCGGCAAAGUGCUGCUGAAACUGGCCGCAGACACCGUGAAGAAGGCGUCCAUGGAGCUGGGUGGCCACGCCCCCUUCAUCGUGUUCGACAGCGCUGACGUCGAUAGGGCGGUGGGCGGAGCCAUGGCCUCCAAGUUCAGGAACUCUGGACAGACAUGUGUGUGUUCAAACCGGUUCCUGGUUCAGAGCGGUGUCUACGAUCGCUUCGUGGAGAAACUGGGCCAAGCGAUGGACGCCGAGCUCCGUCUGGGCCACGGCUCGGAGCCCGACACCACCCAGGGCCCGCUCAUCAACACCAGGGCUGCAGAGAAGGUGGUCCACCAGAUAUCGGAUGCAGUGUCCCAGGGAGCGAAGGUGCUGAAGGGAGGGAAGCGUCUGGACGGGUCCUUCAUGGAGCCGACUCUGCUGGCCGACGUCACCACAGACAUGCUUUGCACGAAAGAGGAAACCUUCGGCCCGCUGCUGCCCGUCAUCAGGUUCAGCACUGAAGAUGAGGCUGUGGCCAUUGCUAACGCGUCUAACGUUGGUCUGGCAGGUUAUUUCUACUCUCAGGAUGUGAGUCAGAUCUGGCGGGUGGCGGAGGCGUUGGAGGUGGGACUGGUUGGAGUGAACGAGGGCCUGUUGUCCACCCCAGAGGCCACCUUCGGCGGGGUCAAGCAGUCGGGUUUGGGCCGCGAAGGAUCCAAGUACGGCAUCGACGAAUAUCUGGAAAUCAAGUACGUUUGCUUCGGAGGCCUCAAACCCUGAACCAGGACGGAGCAGUGCCUCCGUCCAGCAACGUGGUUAGAACUGUAGAUUCACAGAGUAACUGACUGAUCUUUAAUGUUAAUGAACAAGAGCCAAGGCUGAAAACAUCUACAGUACAAUCAGGUUUGUAAAGCUGCUAAAUAUAAAAAAUCAUUUCAGAUAGAAUUCAUGUAGGAAAGUGGUCAGAUGACCUUUCACAGAUCAGAACUCUGUAUCGUCAGCGUGACUGAGGUCACGGUGUCUGUCCCAGGGUCCCUGUGUCUCACUGGUCUCAGACCAGCUCCCCUCUUAUUGUCUCAUACGUUGCCUUUUCCUAAGAAACUGUUCAUGAUGUAGGAUGUUUUGAUUCGGGGGAAUACUGGUUUCUGAUUGGCUAGAUGAUGUUAUACCACUGCCACUGUUCACCAAUCAAAAUGAGAGGAGUGUUAACUCACGUUGUUGGUUUCAUUUUUUCUGUUUCAGUGUAAAACAAAUGUAAUGAUGCUACUCUCACCAGUAGGAGGAGCUGUAGUCCAAGUUAAUGCUUUAUUCACAUUUCCAAACAUUUUUUUUUACUUUUACAAGACAAAAAGAUUCAAGAAUAAUAAUUUAAGCAAAGUCUCUGAUUAAAUUCCUCAAAUUCAUUAAAGACCAGGACCGAGCCACUAACUUUAACCCAGACUCUGAUGGACAGUGGUGUCAUCCAGGACCAGGUCCCAUGUAGUAACCCACAAAAUAACAGUUUGCUGAUGAACAUCCCUGAAAGUAACAGGCUCCUCGGCGCUAACGUUAGCAGCAGUUUAGCAAACUGUCAUUUGACAUGUUCCAUCAGCUCAGCCAAUCAGCAUGUAGUAUUCUGUCACCAUGGUAAAAAGAAAAAUCCUCACUGAAACCUCUAACUUGAUUUCUUUCACUGCAGAAGCACAUUAAAAAAACUGUAAAAUUUACUGUGAUAAAUUCAAAUGCACAAAACCUCAUGUUAGAUUCUGUAAAUUCAUUCUGUUUGUAUUGAACAGCCUGAUGUUCUGUCAGAGGCCUGAUAUGGAAAAACAUAUUGUUCUAAUGAUUAAAAUACAUGUGAACAGAACAGAAUAAAUAAAAUCACAUUCAAACUGAGUAAAAACAAGUUUAAACAUCAGAAUUAGGUCAUUGUUAUGAAUCUAAUGCAUGUGCCAUUUACCCAGAACCAACCAGUGGGUUAGCUUAGUGUGUUUACACUUGUAAACCUGUUAGAGAUCAGUACUGAUUGUUUGCAUGCAUCCAAUAAAUUCCAUUAAAAGAUGUCAUUAAUUAUUGUAAUAUAGUGCUUAAAUAAAACUGUGUAGAUGUUAAUGUUCAGUUUGAUCCCAGGUAAAGCACAGGGAGCUGACUGUCCAGUGCCAUGUGACUGAUUUUUUUAUUUCUUACAGUUUCUGAUCAUCCAGGUGAUCCACUGUUGUUCAGUACUGUUCUACAGCAGAUUGUGUUUCUAAUAUAAUUCUAUUGUAAUAUACUUUGUUGAGUCUACGUUGAUAUAAAUCUAGAUUUUUGUAUUUCUGUAGAUAUUAAUGGAAAAUUAAAAAAACUGUGUAACAUGCUGUCCAGGUGAUUUUUGUACGACAGGUAACGAAAGAUGCUCAGAAAUUUUACCAAUAAAGAUUGUGGUCUGUG
Molecule: messenger RNA, 3298 nt
Organism: Toxotes jaculatrix (banded archerfish)
Lineage: Eukaryota; Metazoa; Chordata; Actinopteri; Toxotidae
Gene: aldh5a1
Product: aldehyde dehydrogenase 5 family, member A1 (succinate-semialdehyde dehydrogenase)
Exons: 10
Coding region: 128-1669 (513 amino acids)
Biological process (GO): GABA catabolic process
Molecular function (GO): succinate-semialdehyde dehydrogenase (NAD+) activity
Source: RefSeq, a predicted model, not a curated record